UCAAAAGGCAUGCAGGAGGAAUGUGCGGACGCGCUUUGACUAGGAACCAAUCCGACUUAGUGGUUUACCAUCGAUUAUUUGCGGUUGGGCACAUGUAGAUCGAUCGUCAAGCUGACUGUUUCGUUUUUUUUCUUAGCUUUUUUUUCAUUCUUUGAUUCAGCAUUCUUUUCCUUCACUUUCCCCUCACCAUGAUCUCGCAGCAUUCCCAACAGCUCUCUCAGCCCACUCAGACCAUACUUACACCCCCAUUUGCAGCAGGAAUCCUCUCCAGUAGUUCAGCUCACGGCCCAGCCAAGGACAACACGACUGUCUGUGGAUGGCUCAUCAACCGAUCCACGCUCGAAACCUGUUUAGUCAUCCAUCGUGACAGGUCAACCACGAUCGGCCGCCACUUAACGAGUGACCUGAUCUUGACGGAGAACACCAUUUCGAAUUGCCACUGCCAGUUUUAUACGAGUUCUGUUGGGUUUGUCAUGUGCGAAGACGUGAGCACCAAUGGCACCUAUUGGAAUGGAUCACUCAUUGGGAAGGGCGAGUCUGUUGUUCUAUCACAUGGAGACUCUAUUCGCAUCAGAGGCAACUACCACUUUAUUUUUCAGGAGCUGACGCCACCAAAAUUAGAGCAUGAAGAUGUAGAAAUCGGUCUCAUCGAAAAGACGUACCAGAUACUGCCACUCACUUUGGGAAAGGGUACCUUUGCGAAGGUACAUGUGGCCAUUCAUCGGAAGACAAAGGCCCAGCUCGCGGUGAAGAUUAUGGAUAGAAUUCGCUACGGCGUUCCAGAGUACUCUGGCGGGACCGAUAUUGAAAAAGAAGUGACCAUACUGCGAACCGUCGACCAUGCAAAUAUAGUCCCAGUAGUGGAUACCAUCAAGACUACUCGGUACAUCUAUAUCUUUAUGCAAAUGGUGACUGGAGGCGACCUGUUCGACUACAUUGUGAAGAAUGGGCCCUUGUCAGAACUAGAGGCCAAAUUCGUGGCGUAUCAGACACUCCUGGCACUCCAGUACCUUCAUAACAUCAACAUUUCGCAUCGAGAUCUGAAGCCAGAAAACUUGCUUCUAACAUCGACGACAAAAUAUCCUCGAGUACUAUUGACGGACUUUGGCAUGGCUCGCCAGUUUGAACAAGGACGCCUUAUGAACACCAUGUGCGGUACAUUUGCCUACAUGGCACCGGAAGUGUUUGAUGUCAAGCAUGCUAAGGGUUCAGGCUAUGGAUAUACGGCAGAUUGUUGGAGCCUGGGUGUCACGCUUUACGUGGUUCUGUCAGGUACGCACCCAUUCACAUCCAAAUAUGCGACUGAGGAUGAAAGGACAAUGCGGCUCAAGAUGAAAAACAGUCUGGUAUUCCCAUCGUGCUACUGGAAGAGUAUCAGUCCCGAAGCGCGACAACUGAUCAAGCGGCUGCUGACGAUGGAACCUGGGAAGCGAUGGAGUGUUCAGGACGCCCUACGAUCGAAUUGGAUCCAGGACGACAUAGGAUGGCUCCACCAGCGAUAUCGAGAGACUGUGUUAGCGCACUGGAUCAAAUCGAGCCAGCAUCUUGGCAGUGUUGUGCGACAUGCGGAGCCACUUUCGUCAGAGAACGAGGCGAGCAACCGCACAGCAUCUCAGCACAGUCGUACCAGCCCUAAUCGCGAAAGUGCUGUUGCCGCGUCGAAUGCAUCUUCUUGUAACACCUCGGGGAUCCCCGAGGUACACAUUUCGUCGAUAGCGAGUUCGACUGUGCGUGUGCCUGAUGUCUCUUUCUAGCAUGCAUCGGGUUGCAGUCACGAUAUGUAUCUGGCCCCAUUUUUUAUUCUGGGAUGACACCAACUGUAGCAUCUUUUCGCGUACUCUGACCAGCCCUCCGGCGGUUCGUUAUCUUUUUUAUGGGUCCUUCGAAGAUAUGCAACAUGGACUCUUGCUGCAAUAGUAAAAUCUGCGCGUUUAUGGUUCUGUUGUUUAUGAUAAUACGAAGGCACGGACGGAGAAAGGCCGGUUACCAAAAAUGGACAUUGACCCCGCUUUUUCAUAACCCUGUUGUGC
This is a messenger RNA of Gamsiella multidivaricata, 2030 nucleotides long. RefSeq names its product kinase-like domain-containing protein. Gene Ontology annotation, molecular function: protein binding; protein kinase activity; ATP binding. Bases 189 to 1754 code for a protein of 521 amino acids. The transcript has 16 exons. The record is from RefSeq and is a predicted model, not a curated record. NCBI's taxonomy places the organism in Eukaryota, Fungi, Mortierellomycota, Mortierellomycetes, Mortierellales, Mortierellaceae. Gene Ontology annotation, biological process: protein phosphorylation.